AUAUUGAUGUCAUUUUAAUAACGAUAAAUGAAAUGUUAAGUAUAUUUUGUAUUAGAAAGUGAAGCUGAUGUUACUUGAUACUCGAGGCCGUGGAGCUGGCCUGACCUUUAUAGCCGAUUAUUACCUGUCGCUGGGCCCGGGGUCGUGACUAAACGGUUACAGAGACCGAUGGUUUUUAUAUGUGACUGACAUGCAGUAGAAAAUGUCCUUAGCUUGUAUUUCACACAGGUAUCACCUGUAUGCCUACACGUGUAGACUUGAAUGUUUCUUUUUUCGGUUUCGGCGUCGGUGUGGUGAGGUUCUGAGGAGUUAAUUGAAGUGAAUCAUCAUGGCAAAUCUGGUGACACUUCCGGCAUUGGUUCUUUUCGUUCUAUGUGUUGGCGUCGGUUAUGUUGCGGCCAUCGCUCAAAAGAAAGUUGCUGAAAUCGCUCCAUUGGAUUCCACUAAAACCAGCCUCAAUAACGAACUUGCCGCUACCAAGCCGGAAGUUGCCAGCUUUACAAUGAUGGAUAGGAUGAUGAAGUCGCUGAAAGAGAAGAAUAAAGAUGCGCCUAAUAAACUGUCUGACUUCUCACCUCUGCUGGCCAAGAUUAUACAGGGACUAUCCGAUAGAAGUAAACAUGGGCAUGACGCUUCUCUUAUGUCCAAUUCAUUGGCAAAGCAUGAUGGGAAAGCAUCAUCAAUGACGUCUACACACACGGACCACGGACACUACACGUCUAUUUCCGCCUCUAGGAAACAGGAUAAUCCAGAGGGAAGAUUGACGGCGCAGAGUUCUAUUGCCGAUAUCAUGGCACAUUUGAAUUCCGGUCCAUCCAAAGACAGUUCUCCUUCAUCAAGCGGUCAAUCAGAACGAGCGCAAACUUUUACCGGAAGUGAUGGACAUCAACCUACCUCCGGAACAUCGACAUCGCAUAUUGCUACACCAACAUUCGAUUAUCCCUUACAUACAACAUCCGGGUCGGAGGCAACCGCAGUUGCCCUACCUAAUGGGAUGAAAUCUAUAGGCAUACAACUGAAAGUGGCUCUUGAUUUAUUGGAGACCUCCGCUACAACUCUAACAUCUGCUAGCAACAUUAUCCGCAAAGUUGUUACUGACACCAGUAUGCUUGAACAUCUCAAAGGUGCUGCCACUUCCGGUACUUUAACUGGGAAUGGUCAUGAACCAUCUGGAACAACACAUGGUGAUAAAAGCGUAAGUGAACGAAACGGAGGUCCUACUUCCGGUAAUAAGCAUAAAGAGGAAAAGAUUAACGAAUGGCAUCCAUCUGGUUCUAGAAGAGAAGGGAGUAUCGUGGAUAAUCGUCAUUUAUCCCCGUGGCAAAGUGGAUUUGGUGAAACUGUUCCGGUGGAACGUGGUUCGAUUCACAGUCCUGUUCGUCAAGGCCCUGUUAGUGAAAAGGACUUUGUAAAGUCGGGAACAAGUUCUUUGCAGCCGAACACAAAGGACCAAGAUAAAUUCAAACAUCCAUUGGACUAUCCUUUCCAAGCGGAGCCAUAUCCAAAUAUACCCGGAAAUGAUGGUAAAUCGCCUAAUAUGAUGUCCCCUCAUCCAGGAAUAGAUAUGCACUCCUUUCAAGGAUCUAUGAUGACGCAAUUUGAAUCGCCGGUACCUAUGCAACACUCAAUGCCUAUGGCCAUGCCAAACCAAGGAUUUCCAUCAGGACCGAACCAACCAAAUUUCGGCAGUGGACCUGGACCUGCUCUAAACCGAGGGUUUAUGCCUCCAGGAAAUCCUAGAAGUUUCAUGCAAGGAUGAUGAUCAAUCCAUUGUUCAGAGAAAAAAAAUCGUAA
Messenger RNA from Mizuhopecten yessoensis (Yesso scallop), 1794 nucleotides. RefSeq lists its product as uncharacterized. Bases 329 to 1759 code for a protein of 476 amino acids. Lineage: Eukaryota; Metazoa; Mollusca; Bivalvia; Pectinida; Pectinidae. The transcript has 10 exons. The record is from RefSeq and is a predicted model, not a curated record.